AUGCCACGGCCUUCAUCUGCACAAACAGAAACCGAUGAGGGUACCGAUGUGAUUCUUCUGGAAGAGUACGAACGACUUCAGCAUCAGUUACGGAUUAUUCAAAAUGAAAGACAAAAACACUCUGAGGAAACAAAUGUGAAAAUGGGCAGAUACAACCAUGAAAUAGAUAUGUUGGAGAAAGAGAACGAAGAGUUGCAAACGUGGUUGACUCUGAUCAACAGUGAACAAAAUAGGAAGAAAGAUAUGAAAGCCAUUGAAAUUCUGAAGAACAUUUUGUCUGAACAGGAUGCUUUGAACGAACAAAUAGAAGAGGUCAAACGAUAUAAUGAACGUCUGGAUGCGGAGAUGCGAAAGUACGAGAAGAUGAUUCGUGAGAAGCAGCGAGAGAGACGCGAACAAAUGCGGCUGGAAGCGGAGACCGGUGAAUUGAAAUGGCAAAUCGAACGUAAAACAUCCACCAUGGAAACUAACUUGCAUACUAAAACGGCCAAAUUUUGUGACACGUUGGCACAAAAUGAGGAACUGAAGCAUGAAAUUGAGAAGUUACGCAAUCAACGAAAAAACUAUAUGGCUUUGCAUAAAAAGCUGUCGGAAAAACUGGAUGAAAUAAACAAACGGAAAACCAAAGUGACACAGCUUGCCACAAUCGCUUACGAUCAUCGUGAUGAUGCCAAAAACAAACGCCUGGCUCUGGCAGAGAAAAACGAGAAGGACAAUGCUGCUUACGAGGCCGAAGUGCGCGAACUAAAGCGCAUAAUAGACCACGAUGAGCAAUUGUACAAAUUCAUGACCAUUAAAUCAGACGAACGAUUAGAGUGGAAACGGGAGGCUGAAAAGCGUCGACAGAAGCAUGGUGCAGACGGUGAAAUAGCAAGAAAACAACAACAAAAGAAGAUCGAGGAGUACACUGAUGCUAUGCAUAGAAUACAGGAAAUCACAGAAACGGAAGAGGUGGAGACUAUAUUGCGCAUCUAUCGUCGAAAAGAGGAAGACAAUUUCACCAUAUUUAACUAUGUGACGGAGUUAAAUAAUCAGAUUGAGGAUUUGAACGAAGAAAUGGCUAAAUUACAAGAGUCAAUGAAAGCCUGCAAUAAGUCGAAAGAAAAUGUCGAGGCAGAGAAACACGCCAUUAUGCAUCAGUUGGAACGUCAAAUGAAUGCGGACAAAGAAGCGGCAGAUGCGGACGAAUUACGGACAACACAAAUUCACAAGAUUAUUGAUCAGGUGAAAUCCCAGGUGAAACAUUUGACAAUCAAGUUGGGCUGUGAUGUGAAAAAAAUCAAAGAACGUGUCGGUUCUGAAGGGGAAGAUGUGACUGAGGAAAACCUGAUGCUCUAUUUGCGUGCACUAGAACAAAGAGUGGAUGAACUUUUAUCAAUCAAAUGUUUUUCGAUGACAAAAGGUCAUGUUGAUAGCGAUAGAACGGAAGAUAUGAAAUCAGGAAUCACAUUGAGUUUACUCAAUGCACCCAAGUACUCUAAAGACUUGGUGAUGUCGUUGCCUUCGCUCACAGAUGAAGAAGAAGAAUACGCGGAUGGACAGCACGUUUCCCUCAGACCGCUAUCGCAUACGGAACUGGUGCAUCGGGUAGUCAAGGAGCUUCAAAGACAUGAUGGAGUGGUUGAAGUCCCCACGCAGCGCUCCUCCAGUCGAGGUGGAACGGAUGUCCGAAAACCGAAAAAAUGA
Echinostoma caproni is the source of this 1686-nucleotide messenger RNA. The record is from the annotation of a GenBank genome assembly. Lineage: Eukaryota; Metazoa; Platyhelminthes; Trematoda; Plagiorchiida; Echinostomatidae.